Linum tenue is the source of this 1605-nucleotide messenger RNA. The record is from the annotation of a GenBank genome assembly. NCBI's taxonomy places the organism in Eukaryota, Viridiplantae, Streptophyta, Magnoliopsida, Malpighiales, Linaceae.
AUGGAAGAAAUUAAUGAGAUUCUGUUUAGUAAUAAUCCUCCACUACUAAUCAUCAUCCUAAUCACCACUCUAAUCAUCCUUUUCUCAACCAUAUCCUUCCUCAAGAAACAAAACAAGAAGCAGAGCAACAAAAACAGAGCCGCCACAUUUCCCCUGCCUCCAGGGCCAUGGAAGCUCCCCAUCAUCGGCAACAUCCACCAAUCCUCCUCCGCCCUAAUCCACCGCCGUUUCGCCGAACUAUCCCAACACUACGGCCCCGUGAUGCAUCUCCAGCUCGGCGAAACAUCCAACGUCGUCCUAUCCUCCCCUGAAUCCGCCAGCGAGUUCCUCAAAACACACGACCAGAACUUCGCCAUCCGGCCCUACAUGCCGUCCGGCAGCAUCAUCUGCUACGGCGGCAGGGACAUCGUGUUCUCGUCGGAAGGGGACUACUGGCGGCGGAUGAAGCGGAUCUGCACCACGGAGCUGCUGAGCAAGAAGCGCGUCACCUCGCUGCGGUUCAUUCGAGAGGAAGAGGCCGACAAGCUGGUGCAGUUGAUUGGUCGGGAGUCUGCGGCCGGAGGAGGAGGAGCGGCGGUGAACCUCAGCCGGCUGCUGUUCGCCGUCAGCAACACGAUGACGUCGAGGACGGCGUUCGGGAAGGUCCGGGAGCUGGAGGAGUCUUUCUUGCCGGUGAUGCAUCGGAUUCUUCAGACGUUGGGUGGGUUCAGCAUCGGGGACCUCUUCCCUUCCAACAGGUUUUUGCGUUUAAUUAGUGGAACAGAGAGAGAACUGAAUAAGCUUCACCAAGAAAUAGAUGUUAUCAUCCAAGGAAUUGUUGAUGAGCAUCUAUCGAGGAGGAGAAGGAGAGAAACUGAGCAUCAUGACAUAGCAGAAGCAGCAGAAGAAGAUGAUAAUGAUGAAGAUCUAGUUGAUGUGCUCUUGGCUUCCACUAACAACCACUUGGAGGCUAAAGCCAUCAUCAUGAUUAUACAUUAUGCACUGCAGGACAUGUUUUUGGCUGGCGGUGAGACUUCCCCUGUUACGGUGGCAUGGGCCAUGUCCGAACUGAUGAGGAAUCCGGAGAAAAUGGAAAAAGCACAAAGAGAGGCGAGACAGUUGUUUGACAGAAAAGGGGGAGUAGUCGACGAAUCGUGCCUUGACGAGCUGCACUAUCUCAAAUCGGUCAUUAAAGAGACCCUGAGAAUGCAUCCUGCCGUUCCUCUGUCGAUUCCGAGGGAAGGCGUGGAAGCUGUCGUGAUCAAUGGGUAUCGAAUACCGACAAAGACAAGGGUUAUCGUCAACUAUUGGGCCAUCGGUCGAGAUCCCUCGUACUGGACCCAACCGGAUGAAUUCAUGCCGGAAAGAUUCCUCGACAGUUCCGUCGAUUACAAGGGUUUUGAUUUCCAGCUCAUCCCAUUUGGAGCCGGAAGAAGGUUGUGCCCGGGCAUAAACUAUGGGAUCGCUGUUGUUUCUCUUCUGCUCGCAAAUUUGAUUUACCAUUUUGAUUGGAAGCUCCCAAACCAGCUGAAACCUCAAGAUCUUGAUAUGUUCAAGAAUCUUGGAGUUUCUGCUUCUCGAAAAAAUGAUUUGUAUCUCAAUCCCAUUCCUUACCAUGCACCUUAA